Messenger RNA from Coregonus sp. 'balchen', 2999 nucleotides. The record is from the annotation of a GenBank genome assembly. NCBI's taxonomy places the organism in Eukaryota, Metazoa, Chordata, Actinopteri, Salmoniformes, Salmonidae.
ACAGAAGAGAACUUGUCACUGAAGUGUCUGAAAGAAGCCUGCGCGGACACACACGCGGUGUUCAAAACCAUUCCUUUCGAGAGGAUAUUGCUUGGGACUACUGACAUUCUUGAUAUCUUCUACAAUGCAGGCAAGUAUAGUCAUGUCGACUGUCAGCAAGGCAUUGGCCACGCCACACUACCUUAUUCUUCUAAAUUGUUGUUGGCCAAAAAGUUAGUGUGUGUGUUCUGCACAAACAGGUAUUUUAAGUGCGUACCUGCGCUGCACGGGUGUUUUCGAAUUUCGACACCCAAUUUUACCCUUCUCUUUUGACAGAUGUGGCAGUGGUGGAAAUGAGUGACACUUGCUGCCAGCAGUCCCUCUUCUAUCACCUGGGCAUGAGAGAGAGCUUCAGCAUGACCAAUAACAUCAUCCUAUAUUGUUACAAGCAGGACAGUGACCUGCAAGCACUCAAGGUACACCCAGGGCAUCAUGAGAGCUUAAAAUGAUUAUAUUAUUGAUGAAGGACCAAGUGGACCUUUUGCCAGCUCUCUUUGGGGGAAAAUUGGGUUGUAAAUUAAUUUUAGGGUAUAAAGAAGUCCCCUCCAUUGCCACAGCAAUCCCACCACCAGUUGCAUAAUAUUGCCAAUAACUACUGCUGUACUUUUAAAAAUAAGUAUUUGUGUUAUAUUUUUAGACCUGAUUUCUCUGAUAUAAGUUGAUCCUAGGGCUGUUUUCUCUGGAUUGUUGAACAACGGUUGAAUUGCAGUCUUUUAUGGGUUUAUAGGUCAAUGGAUUUCUUUAGGCCUAUCAGGCGGAUCUGUGUGUUUAGUGGGUAUGUGUUUAGAGCAUGAUAAAACUCUGGAAUGGAUAAGGUAGAAAGGUAAAUACUCCAUAAGUCCUCAAGCAGUGCUCAUAACCUCAUUUGUAUUUAUAAAGCUUUUGCAGAGAUGUGAUUAAGCAAAAACAUUUCACAAUAUUUUAACACAUGUUAAUACAGUGGUACCAAAGUGAAUAUUGUAUGUUUCUGUUUGCUAAUACUGUGCUUCGGUUUGGUCAUAAUAUGUUUAUGUAUGCUGCGUAUACACUACCAUUCGAUUACAGGCUCAAAAUGGCCAGAAACAAAUAACUUUCUUCUGAAACUCGUCAGUCUAUUGUCUAUGAAGGCUAUUCCAUGCGAGAAUUGCCAAGAAACUGAAGAUCUCGUACAACGCUGUGUACUACUCCCUUCACAGAACAGCGCAAACUGGCUCUAACCAGAAUAGAAAGAGGGGUGGGAGGCCCCGGUGCACGACUGAGCAAGAGGACAAAUACAUUAGUGUCUAGUUCAAGAAACAGACGCCUCACAGGUCCUCAACUGGCAGCUUCAUUAAAUAGUACCCGCAAAACACCAGUCUCAACGUCAACAGUGAAGAGGCGACUCCGGGAUGCUGACCUUCUAGACAGAGUUGCAAAGAAAAAGUCAUAUCUCAGACUGGCCAAUAAAAAUAAAAUAUUAAGAUGGGCUGUUCUGUGAAGGGAGUAGUACACAGCGUUGUACGAGAUCUUCAGUUUCUUGGCAAUUUCUCGCAUGGAAUAGCCUUCAUUUCUCAGAACAAGUAUAGACUGACGAGUUUCAGAAGAAAGUUAUUUGUUUCUGGCCAUUUUGAGCCUGUAAUCGAACCCACAAUUGCUGAUGCUCCAGAUACUAGUCUCAAGAAGGCCAGUUUUAUUGCUGCUUUAAUCAGCACAACAUUUUUCAGCUGUGCUAACAUAAUUGCAAAAGGGUUUUCUAAUGAUCAAUUAGCCUUUUAAAAUGAUAAACUUGGAUUAGCAAACACAACGUGCCAUUGGAACACAGGACUGUUGGUUGCUGAUAAUGGGCCUCUGUACGCCUAUGUAGAUAUUCCAUAAAAAAUCUGCCGUUUCCAGCUACAAUAGCCAUUUACAACAUUAACAAUGUCUACACUGUAUUUCUGAUCAAUUUGAUGUUAUUUUAAUGGACAAAAAAAUUGCUUUUCUUUUGAAAACAAGGACAUUUCUAAGUGACCCCAAACUUUUGAACGGUAGUGUAAGUAACACUUGUUUGUGAGAGCUUGUAUGUUAAUACCCAUUUGUUUGUCUCUUCCCUCAGGAGCAGUGUGGGAGCUACACGUUCAUCCCAUAUGUAGUGUUGCCACAGGGCAAGGUCUGCGACGCAACGCUCUUAAACGGCAUCAAAGAACUGAUGCAGCCAAGCUUCCAACUGGAACCCCUCCUCACCCCAUUGGUAGAGAGGCUCAUCCAACUGCUGGACAAUGUGCACGUUCACGCCAGGUCAGCAUGUCAUGCUACCCACGCUGCAUGUCUAAUUAUUCCAUUAUGACUCCCUCAUUGUGUCUUUCACUUUUACUCUACCAAACUGCUUGGUUGGGUGGGAGAAAUAGCAGCAAAUAAACUACAAGGUUAAGCUUGGAAAUGCCUAGACUGCCCAACUGCAAAUGUCUUUCAGUUAGACAUGAGCUAUUAUCAGUGAUUUGUGCAAUAUACAAUAUAUGCCCCUGGAUCAAGAGCAGUUUCAGGGGUUAAGUGCCUCGCUUAAGGGUACAACUGACUCUUGUACCCUUACUAGUGAGUACUUCCGGGAGUCCAUCCGGAAUGAGAUCCGCACGGCCCGGGAGCGCUUCAGUGGCCAGGAGUUGAGUCAGGAGCUGGGCCGCAUCCAGAAGCGCCUGGACACGGUGGAGCUGCUCAGCCCAGACAUCAUCAUGAACCUACUGCUGUCGUACCGGGACGUCCAGGUGGGCUUAGCUCUGGGAGGGAGGGACAGGGACAUGGGUCAUGUUCAUUAGGUUACACUGUAGCAAAGUGUUGUGUAAUGGAAAAUGAAAACGAGCACUUCUUAUCAGAUAGGUCCAGGUAGUCCCUACCAUUUGGUGCCUAAUGAACACGACCCAGGGCUCAGUGGUACUGUGUUUGCCAGUGUCGAGACUUCCCUUGUUUAUGUUUGCUGGCUAUUGUGUUUGGGCAGUAGAUUCUUUAGCAUGGGCUCACUUUUAUGA